AUGGAGGAUGGCCAAGAGCCGUACACAAACCAGAUGUACCCUCUGCCAUCCCAAUCGACAAGCUACAAGCUCGCCUCGAACGAGGACAACGAAGAUUUGAACUGGCCCGAGGGCGUCAACAUUGACCCCUUGAUAGCUGCGAUAUAUCGCAACGCAACGAAGAGCCCGCUUUGCGGGCUCCCUGACCACAUCUUGGUCAAUAUCAUGCAGCAAACGGAUCUGACGACCGCCUGCCAACUCCGCCGCGCCUCGCGAACAUUCAUGAGGAUCUUCUCUUCGAGGCUCUUCUCCAAAUGGCAUAGAAACGGCGACGGAUACGGCUUUUUAUGGAAAUCGCCUUUCCAAGCCAAGGGCUGGGUGAAAGCCCUUUCUUUCGCGGCGCCAGAGACGAGAGGAUUUUGCAGAGGCUGCAAAACCAACCGCUUGCCUAGAAGUUGGUCGUCUGAUCGCGCCAGAGCCUUCCUGUACUGUUCUGGCUGUGACCGACUCCAUCCGACGAGUGUCUUCUCCGUUGCGGAGCGCCAGAAGAGGUCACAUUCGAGAGUCUGUAUCGGUCGAGAAGGGCACAUACGCUUGUGCGAACACAAGACCUUCACAUGGGACGAUUUCGUGAGAGUAUCUUCGAACACGUCACUUCCGGCCUCGAGAAGAAAGAGUGUUUCUACCAUCACUUGUGACCAUGCUAGUCACAAAGAACGGUUUGAAGAGGUGAAGGCGGAAUUUCAACACACGAAGGGCAACGCUCCCUGGGCUAGUCAAGUGGCUCUUCUGAAGACAAGAAAAUAUUUGCGGUUCCCCAAUAGAAAAUGCCCGGUCACUGCUGUCGAAUUUCGACGCCGGAUUGCUGAGCUGCGAGAACUAUCACCUUGUUCAUGGUACCCUGAAGAAGGCCCCCAACGGUUAGAUCCUAUGCUAUGUUUUGACCCCAACUCUUGUCACUGUCUCCAUUACGAAGGUAUCGAGAGAUACGGGAUUCCAGUCCAUGACCGAGUGGCGAUCAAGAGUGAUGCGGCGCGCCGCCGUAAGUUUUCUAGAUAUCAUAUGGGUACCGAUGCUGACGGCAGGCUAGAUAGUCACAAGUUCUACCGAUGGACAACGGACGAAACUGCCUACUUUCAAGCCAGUUUCCGGAACUGUGGAUCCCAUAAACACUGCUGGGAAUUCACCCUUGAUCGCACGUUCGAUGCUUCGGAGGACUCGGGCCAGUUGAGUCCGUCUAGUCCCCAGUGGUACCUUGCGUUGGAUCCUGCGUCCUACAACCUGAAAGAUGACACUGAAUUCAAAGAGAUAACUUGGUGCGAAGAUCAGGCUUGCCGCAAUUAUUAUGGUCUCCGAGAACAUUCUAGCCUUGGAACAACAUGCUUGAAGGACCGGGAACUCGUUUAA
Molecule: messenger RNA, 1386 nt
Organism: Colletotrichum siamense
Lineage: Eukaryota; Fungi; Ascomycota; Sordariomycetes; Glomerellales; Glomerellaceae
Exons: 1
Coding region: 1-1386 (461 amino acids)
Molecular function (GO): protein binding
Source: RefSeq, a predicted model, not a curated record